Messenger RNA from Mytilus californianus (California mussel), 2620 nucleotides. RefSeq lists its product as uncharacterized. Gene Ontology annotation, cellular component: mitochondrion. The record is from RefSeq and is a predicted model, not a curated record. The transcript has 2 exons. Bases 598 to 1137 code for a protein of 179 amino acids. Gene Ontology annotation, biological process: regulation of lipid metabolic process. Lineage: Eukaryota; Metazoa; Mollusca; Bivalvia; Mytilida; Mytilidae.
UACAGCAACAAACGACAAUUACUGAAUUGCAGGCUUACAGAUAUGAGAGUAUUCGCAGUUACUGACUGCUAUUUCAAAGCCAAUAACAAUUUAAUAAGAAAACAAAAUCUAGGACUAAAAUAGCAGUUCACAUCCAACAUCCAAUGGAUUUAGUGUAAAGACGUCAUUAACAGUGUAAUGUGCAAUGCCAAGAUACAGGUAUCGAACUUGUCUUAUUUGGAUAUCAAAAUUGUCCACGAUUUCUAAUUUUGUAUUAUCUACCUUGUUUUAAAAGGGUGAGUAAAAAAAUAUGGGUUUUUUUCUAACACGCCAGUGCAUCACAUGAUGAGGAGUAAAGCUAUUAGCCUCCAUAAACAGCCCUGUAAAGAUGUAUUUUUUAAAAUUCAAUUGUUUGGUUAAAUCUUGUGUAUGUAUUGCUAAAUGUAAAAUCUUUGAAAACAUAAUAAGAACAGUUGUUGAUCUGCUUAGUAUUCAUAAUCGGUGUUAAAAAAACAGCUUUUAAGGGCCAAAAUUAUAUGUUAUUGAACAAUCUCCUUUUAACCGAUUUUAAAUUACGUCCGUUGCAAUUGAAAAACAGUUAUAUGUACAAAAAAUGUAAUGGCAAUAUUUAGGUUAUCGAGGAAAAUUAUUUUAAUUUUAGUAUUAAUUCUUCUAUGGUAUCUUCAAAAAAUACUCUGCUCAUCUUAUGAUAUAUAUUCAUUAACAGUUCAUGUCCAAUGUGACCGAAUUAGUAUUAUUGAUGGAUACCCAGGCAAAUUGCAUCGUGUCAUUAAAGGGUACAAUUCGAUGGAUUCUACAUUACAAAGUAAAUUACAUGGUAAACCAAUAGAAGUGAAACCAUUAUCAGACGACGAAGCUGACCGUUUAGGUACAAGAUUACUUGGAGAAACAUUAGUAUAUGGAAUUUCUGCAGGACUUCUGUUAUAUGAAUACAACAGGUCGUCAAGAAAUGAUCAGAUCAAGGAAGAAAAGAGAAAGUUUGAAAUAGCUACACUUCAAAGAAAAAUACAUGAUUAUGGAAUUGUAACAGAACAGCAAGCAACUGAAAUUAAAGAAUUGAGAAGACAAAUGUUUCAAUUAGAGGACAAUAAUACGAGUUUAGCAAGCAAAUUGUUUUCCUUUCUUAAAUCAGGAUAAAAAUAAUGUAAGAAACUGCUUUUAUACUAAACUAAUAUUAAAUGUGCUUACAAAGUUUUUGAGUAUGAGUGUCUAAACAACAUGGAAUCAAUUAUCAACAUCACAUUACUAAAUAGAUUAUGGAAUCUCCACGGGAAUUUAUUAUUUGAAUACAAGAGGCCUCCAAAAUAUGAUAUGAUCAAAGGCAGAAGAGAGAAAUUUCAAAAUAGCACAUCUGCAAAGACAAAUACAUGUACAUGAAUAAGGAAUUAUGACAGAACAGCACGAAAUAGAAAAAAGCUGAAUUAUGAAUGAAAAUGUUGAUUAAGAUGAAGGAAAUCAAGGAUUAGAAAGUAAAAUAUAUAAAUUCAUGAAGGUGUCAGAGGUAUUUAAUAUAGUAAAAUCAGGAUACUAUGCGAUACAAUAAAACCCGUAUAUAUUUUUUGGGCAUCAUUCAUCCUUACAUAUUUUUAUAUGUAUAAAUGUUUAGAUAAAAUGGAAUCAAAUAUCAACUUCACAUAACUUUCAGAAUUGAUACACAUAAAUGUAUCAUUUUUUAAUCAAAGAGAAUAUUUUUGAUGAUAAUCGAUAUGAUAAUGAAUGAAAGUGUAUAUUUUAUAUAAGUAAAUACCAAAUAAUGUUAGAUGUUUAUUGGCAACAACUUUGUCAUGAUAAAACAUUUUUAUAUUCAGGUUAUAUAACAUAUUUAUGUGUGUAUAUAAUAGACUUUAGACACAGAGAAUUUUUUUUUUUAACCCAGGUUUACAACAAUACACAUCAUUAAAAAGCUUUUUUUUUUAAAGAUUUCUAUGGUGAAAUAUUUAUUGAUGUAAAUUAUGCAAGCAAGACCCAGAUAAUUUAUACAGCUUCUCUAAAUAUUUGUUUCGUGCUAUUAUUAUUUGUCAUCAUUUGUGGUUGCAAAUUCUUGCAAGAGAAAUGCAUUUUUAUAUUUAGCUACAGCAAUUGUGUUUGACAAUUUACUGUCACUUUUAAAAAAUGUAAGUAAUGAAAAGUUUUUGUCAGAUAUAAUAGGCCUUUGAUUUAUCGCAUGGGUAACUUUCUUGAAGAGAAAAUUUUAAUUGUAUAUAAUGUGGAAUCUGAAAUUGUAUAAAGUCCUGAUGGCUUCUCUACUUGUUAACGAAGGAAUAUCAGUGUGUUAUCUUCUUGUAUCUUGUAUUGUAAGGGGAAGUAACUCUGGGUAGCACUGAGCUCAUUUUCUUUAUUAUUCUUGUGAAAAUGUUCAUACACAUUCAUUGAUCAUACGUUUUGAUAUGUUUAAAUAAUGUAUGAUAAUAAAAAAUUGAAGCCUGUAGAAAUAUAUAUAAAAUAUAUGUUAAAGUUGAAGAUGCUUUGGAUUUCAAGCUUUUAAAUCUUUCCAAUAACGAGCAGUUUUUUGUACCAGCUGUGUUUUUAUAAUAAGAAAUCUGAAAUGUUGUGUGUGCUUUGUGUAAAACCAGUACAUAUUUCAAUAAAAAAAAAAUGGGAAUAAAUAUAAAUUAUUUUA